Molecule: messenger RNA, 864 nt
Organism: Drosophila kikkawai
Lineage: Eukaryota; Metazoa; Arthropoda; Insecta; Diptera; Drosophilidae
Source: RefSeq, a predicted model, not a curated record
CUCACAUUCACAUUCAAACCGCGUCGAUGGCAUCAAGAAAAGAUCUGCAAACAAAGAAGGAGCUUUUGGACCUUGUCCAAAGCCUCCGAGAAGAAAACGAUGCGCUUAGGCGCGAGAAGGAGGAGAUGCGCGAAGAUUUUAUUUUAUUCAUUAAGAGCCUUGCGCAGGGCAUGGGAGUCGAUCCCGCUUGUUGGUCGGGCACACCAGCGGAGACGCCAACUACGCAGUCCCCAUGUGCCGCCAAGAUGUGCUAUGCACAUCUUCGAUCUUUGGGGCUUGUUCCGCCAACAAUCACUCUGUCGCAGCAAUUGAAAAAUUCUCCAGUAAAGGAGAGUAAGGCCAAGGAAACCCACGGAAAUCCCGUCUCGUUUAAACUUUUUAAACGUUAUCUGAGCAAUCUUCCGGACAUCGUCCAGCGUAUGCUGCGUUGCGAUAACCAAAAAGGGAAAUCGGAAAGUGAAUAUGCCAGGGAGUACUACAAAGGCUUCUACUUGUCGCAGGAAAUGCGGGAUAAGUACCCAUACAAGCUGAAGCCAUGUCCUGCCCAGAUCAGGAACAAGCUGCUCAGUUUUGCGAAGAAGGAAAAGGAGGUUGAAAGCGAAACUGACGAAGAUGUGGUGAUUGAUUAAGUAUUAAGCUUACAACACUUUUAGUUUAUACCAAAGUUUACCACGAGUGUUCACAAACCGAAAGAACUUUUUUGAUUUAAGUUAAUCUUAAUUUUAAAACUGAAGUCGAUGUAUUGCAUAAUUUAAGAAAUCUGGCGGUUAAUUUAAUGUUCUUUGGGAAAUGUAAAAUAAACUAAGUUUUCAGCUUAAGUUGAAUAUCUUUGCUUAAUAAAUUCACCAACAAAGACUUUUAUAA